Molecule: messenger RNA, 1203 nt
Organism: Lodderomyces parapsilosis
Lineage: Eukaryota; Fungi; Ascomycota; Pichiomycetes; Serinales; Debaryomycetaceae
Exons: 1
Coding region: 1-1203 (400 amino acids)
Cellular component (GO): mitochondrion
Source: RefSeq, a predicted model, not a curated record
AUGAUAUCUAAAAGUUUGCACUAUCAUAAGCUAUGCGGAUUGAGAGCGUCUAUUCAAUGUCAAAAGAGACUUCAGCAUACAAACCGCAUAGAGUCAAUGCACCAUGCGACUGAGCUGGAUGAAGCAUCGCAAACCACACACAGUGUGAAUAAACCCCCUUCAGACCAUUGUGGUGCCAUCCCUAUUUCUGAAUCUUCAAUAGACCAAUUGGACGAUGUGGAGCCGAAAGGAGUUCUACAUCUGAUGACACACGAUGAUUUAUUCACCACGAACAACAAGAUAGAUUUCCAAAGGUUGAGUCAGUUCAUAAAAGAAGCAUACGAAAAGAGACCUCAUGAAAAGAAAUCGAAAGUUGAACCAAAGCCAGUGAAUAUUGAUUCUCUUCUUACAAGCUACAAACGUGAUGAACAACAGAGUGGGGGUUUUUUCAAAGAAGCUGCACCUAGUUUUCAAAGCAGAAUAACGGUGCAAUCCUUGGAUUUCGAUCUUCGCGAGAGGUUGUACGAGAAAUGUGAAGCAGCUUUAAUUCCAACGUUAACGAUUAUAGACGAUAUGCGAUCUUCAGUUGAGAUUUACCAAUUUUUUGACGGCGUAUUGCGGAGGGUUUCUGAAGAUUUAGAGACGGCAAAAAAGGAAAACACUUUAAAUGAUCGAUUCUAUUUGCGAAAUGUAUUUCUUGAAAGGAAUAUGCAUGAAUGGAAUGAACUGUAUGACAAUGUGCUUGACAAAAUAUACGCCGACAAUGGAUCUGACCCGGUCAAGUUCAAUGCCAACAUUUUAACUCUCCCGACCAUCACCAACCAUGUGUUUAAAAAGCUCGGGUAUCAAUUAUUCAAUGGCAACUUGAUGCUUUCAAUAUUCAACAAAUUGAAGGAUGACAUACAUUUAUACACGCUAUGUUGCAAUCAACAAACAUAUAAUGAAAUUUUACGAACAAUUUGGGUGUACAAUGGUAACAUUGACUUAUCCGAAUUUGAGAAAGUGUAUACGGAAAUGAAGUUUUUGGGGUUUGAAGGGGACUUUGUCACUUAUAAUAUUCUCAAAACAGUUAUUGAUGAGUACAAUGCAAUGCUGAGUGGUAGUUCUUUUUUCAACAAGUAUGGGUCGAGAGUAUUAACACGAGAUGAUAACUCAAGAAUCGCUUAUCUCACCAAGGAGUUUCACAAGUUGCAAAAACGACUUAAAAAUCAGUUGAUAAAAUAG